This is a messenger RNA of Lipotes vexillifer (Yangtze River dolphin), 378 nucleotides long. Its product is annotated as C-C motif chemokine 15. Gene Ontology annotation, biological process: chemokine-mediated signaling pathway; positive regulation of GTPase activity; inflammatory response. The record is from RefSeq and is a predicted model, not a curated record. NCBI's taxonomy places the organism in Eukaryota, Metazoa, Chordata, Mammalia, Artiodactyla, Lipotidae. Gene Ontology annotation, molecular function: chemokine activity; CCR chemokine receptor binding. Gene Ontology annotation, cellular component: extracellular region.
AUGAAGGCCUCAAUAGCUGCCCUCUCCUGCCUCAUCCUUGCUGCCCAGGCUGCAGUUGAACACCUGAUGCUGGACCUGAAGAGUGAACACUCACUAUCUCAAGGAGGCUUUCACCGUCCCACUGACUGCUGCAUCUCUUACACCCGACUAAAAAUCCGAUGUGUAUUCAUGAAAGAUUAUGUAGAAAUGAGCAGUGCAUGUUCCCGGCCUGCUGUCAUCUUCAUCACCAAAAGGGAGAAGCGUGUCUGUGCUGACCCCAAAGAUGAGAAUGUUCAGAAAUGCAUGUUGGACCUGAAGCUAAGAUCAGUGACCAAGGACCUGAGAACACUUCUUGAGAAGAGAUACUUGGAGUCGGCCCCCUCACCUCCAUCUCUCUAG